AUGGCUUCAACGAUGCAUCUCCGCCAAAUUUCCUCCUCCAGCUUCAUCCGCACCACUGCCACCAGCACAUUCCGCCGAUCCUUCCACCAGACAAUCCCGCGCUUCAAUUCCGCCGUCAAGCUCGAAGGAGACGAAAAGCCCGACCAAAGCAAGGAGUCGCAAGGAAACCAUGCUCCGCAGCCCAAGAUCUCUAAUCUGAGCAUGCCGGGUGUCAAUAAGGCAAAGGAACUCACGAAAGAGCAAAAGGAGGAAGUGCGGCAACACAACAAAGACUUCGAAGAGAAGUUUGAUCACGGUCAUACAGCGCCGGACGACAAGGUAGACAAGAAGUUCUGGGAAGCUGGCGAAGGCAACAACAAGUCUUGA
Molecule: messenger RNA, 366 nt
Organism: Trichoderma gamsii
Lineage: Eukaryota; Fungi; Ascomycota; Sordariomycetes; Hypocreales; Hypocreaceae
Exons: 2
Coding region: 1-366 (121 amino acids)
Source: RefSeq, a predicted model, not a curated record